UAUUCUGUUCCUCUCCCGUCCCUAUUCCAUAGGACAUCAGUACAGAACAUCGAGAUCCCCUUCUUCUCCACCUCUCAGCUCCCCAUUCCCCAACUCAGAUCGAGCAGGCGAGCACCAUGGCUAUGGUGCCCCACCCAGCUUAGUCCAGCAUGCCAGAUCUCGUGCCAGAUAGAUCUUCGCUUGGUCGCACCUCGUAGCCUCGUCCCCUCGCCUCCAUGUGCGUUAGGCUGUCGAUCGUGGGACGACGGCGAGCGCCGCCUUGACAAUUAGGAGGUCUGCCGCAUUGCCAAGGAGAUCUGCAAGUUCUCCGCCUGUUCGACCUUGCUCUCCAGGCAAUCAGAUAUUCAGAAUCUGGCUGUAAAAGAAGUGCUCUCGUUUAAUUGGAAAAAAACUGAAGCUACGUAGUGUUCAGCUCUUCCAAGAGAACGAAAUCUGUUGUUUUCUCUGGUAAUACAUUCUGAAGUUGUCUUCUGUAUGCAAGAAUAGCAGCUUGUAUGGAUCACGUGGAGAGUGAGAUGUCAUCGUGUCCUAUGGAAACAAAAGAUUGUGCUGAUGCUGAAUCCAUUGUUGUCACGAGCUCUACCAUAUCAGAUUGCUUUAGUACGCCAACGAGCAGCAGGAGCAUUCCAUUUUGUAUUACCUCCUGGACCCCUGAAUGUGACGAGGCAAAAAAACCAGCCAUAGGCAUGGAGUUCAAAGAUUUGGGUGAGGCUGAGCACUUCUACAAGUCGUAUGCCCAUAGUGUUGGUUUUUCUGUACGGAAAGGGCAGAGUAGAACCGUUGGAAAUGAACAAGUGUGGAAGAGAUUCUAUUGCAAUAGACGUGGCUGGCGAUCAGAGAAAGAGCAAACCAAGAUUAAGCGCAAGACAAAAGUUACUAGGUGUGACUGCCAGGCAAUGAUAACUCUAAAAUGGAAAGGCAAUAAAUACAUUGUGACAGCAUUUUUUGAGGACCAUACACAUGAGUUAGCCUCGCCUAGCAAGCAACAAUUCCUGAGAUCGAAUAGAGAAGUUAGUGACAGUGCAAAGAGUUCACUGUUCACAUGCCACACAGCAAGCAUUGGCACCUCUGCGGCCUACCGCUUACUUCGUGUCGGAGAUGGUGGGUUUGCCAAAGUAGGUUGCACAAAGAGAGAUUUUCAAAAUUAUCAUCGCUACUUGAAAUGCGCUAUAAAUACCUCAGAUGCACAGAUGUUCAUUGACAAUCUAGCUAGGAGGAAGGAAGCCAACCCAGCAUUCUUCUUUGAUUACAUGCUGGAUGAGAAGGGGCGAUUGGUGCACAUAUUUUGGGCUGAUACAACUUCUAGGAAGAACUACUCACAUUUUGGAGACGUUAUCUCUUUUGAUUCAACAUAUACAACCAAUCAGUAUAAUAUGAUAUUUGCACCUUUCACAGGAGUGAACCACCAUAAGCAAUCAAUAUUCCUUGGACAAAACUGUGCAAAAAAAAGCCAUGUUUGAUGAAGAUGGCAACCUCUUGGAAGAGAAGGCAAAGAGCCCCCUGGAUUUAGCAAUGGAAAACAAAACUUCUAGUGCACGUAAGGACUUCGAGGAAUCCAUUCGCUUGGCUGCACACUCAGUUGAAACCAUGGACAUAGUUACAACAUGUCUCGCCAAUCUUGUGGAUACUAUUAGAAAAAUGGUUCCAGCGGACAAACAAACAAGGAAGGAUGAAUUUGAGUCUUUCCUCGGCUGUAGCAUUCCUUCCCAAAUUGAAAUACAUCCACCAUCUGAUGUUCGCUCUCCUGGGAAAUGCAAGAGAAUUAAAGGACACUUGGACAAGGGAGUGAAAAAAAGCAAGGUCGCUGGGGACAAGGAGAAGGGAAAGACAAUACGGAUGUGUUCUUUAUGUCACCAGCUGGGUACACAUGAUAAGCGCACUUGUCAUACAAAAUCCACACAGUAGCAUGCAGAUACUUGGAGCACAACUAUGCAUUUCCGUGGGUGCAUUCAGAAGUUUGCCGCAAGAUAGCAGUUGACCAGUUGUCUAGUAGUAUUAGAAAUAUGUAUAUUAUCUGGAAGUUAUGUACUAAUUGUUCCUUCCUAGAACUAAUAUGAAUGCAAUCUUUACACUGGCCACCUGAUGGCUGAUGCCAUGUUUCAUGUUUCCAGACGGUGGUUUCAGUCUUUCGGAAGGCAUAGAGAUGCUUAAUUGAUAUCUUUUAACUUAAUUGGUUUGAAGAUUUAUGCUGUUUGUGAAAUAGAGAAAACCUGAUGGCUGAUGACA
Messenger RNA from Lolium perenne, 2226 nucleotides. RefSeq names its product protein FAR1-RELATED SEQUENCE 5-like. NCBI's taxonomy places the organism in Eukaryota, Viridiplantae, Streptophyta, Magnoliopsida, Poales, Poaceae. The record is from RefSeq and is a predicted model, not a curated record.